AUUUGCAGCAGAGCGUGUCGGAUGCUGCGCCUCCGCUCCGCGCUGCUCCCACUGCGCAGGCGCAGAGUGUCCGGGACGCAGAGCAGAAGAGGGAGAUAUACAAAAAUGGCCCUCGAUAAUUUAAUUUUCGCGCAGUGCAUCCUUUAUUUUUUAGCCUUUGCGUUCGGUUUCAUCGCCGUGGUGCCUCUCUCGGAAAACACCGAAGAUUUCCGGGGAAAAUGCCUGCUUUUCACGCGGGGUAUGUGGCAGAAUGAGAACAUCACUGUGUCGAAGCAGCGCUUCAUCGUGGAGGAGUGGGGACCCGAGUCCUCCUGCAGCUUCAUCACUUUUGUCGGGAUAGCGUCUCUCAUCCUGUCCGCAGUGCAGGCAUGGAGACUGCUGUUCUUUCUAUGCAAAGGACACGACGACUCCAUCUUCAAUGCCUUCCUGAACCUGCUGAUCAGCUCGCUGGUGGUGUUCACAGUCUUCCUGUCCAGCACCAUCGUCAGUGUGGGCUUCAACCUGUGGUGUGACGCCAUCACCGAGGGGGGGACGAUGCCCAGCAGCUGUGAGGAGCUGCAGGACACCGAUCUAGAACUGGGCCUGGACAACUCCGCUUUCUAUGACCAGUUUGCUAUAGCUCAGUUUGGCCUCUGGGCUGCCUGGCUCACCUGGUUGGGUAUAGCAGUGAUGGCCUUCUUGAAGGUCUACCACAACUACAGACAAGAGGACCUGCUAGACAGCCUGAUCCACGAGAAGGACCUGCUGCUGGGCCGCUCCUCACGCCGCAGCUCUGAUGGGGACCUCAAGACCGGCCUGAUCUAGAUCCCUGAGGACACACACACCACACACACACACACACACACACAUACGGUCAUCUUGCGUGCCAUGAGAAACACCAGUGUUUGCCUAUUUAGACAAUCAAAAUCAAUUGGCUUUUAUGUAUUCCUGCUGAAUCAAAUCGAAGGUUUUAGCUUUGCUCUGUAAAGGUAAUUGAUUUUCCUUUGAAAACACCCUCAAUAGCUGUUUAUCUGUGAAGAAUCCUGCUAUCUUUGAGCAUAUUGGCUUUAUCUGCUGUGUAUAUUCAGAGUUUUGUGAAGGCGUUAGAGCUGACAUGCAUUCACCCUUCAAGAAAAACAGCCAUAAUGAUUAAGCUUUGAUAAUAUACAGCCAUUUCAUGAGGAGGUAUACCAAGCUGUUUUUUUUUUAUAUAUUUUUCAAGCUCAUGAGCAAGGUUGCUGAUGACUCAGAGUGGAGGAAGAGACGUUUAAAAGGGAUCAUGUUGUCUUUGUGUAACUUUUGCAUGGACCUUAUGCAUGACACAUUUAUUAGGGUGGUUUUUAGAUGUAAUGGGAUGUUUUUUAUAAACCAGCCAGGGUGUUUUUGAGAGGCGUUUUUCUACCAGAAAAUGCCUCUCUGGUGAAGUGAGAACUCUUUGCAUGCUGCAGCAAAGUCAAAUGAUGUGUGCUUUUGCAGUGUAUUUACAGUUAUAUCUACAAUUACAAAAGGUAUUUUAUAAAAACCACGACGCUGUAGUUGUGUAUUGGGCAGCCAGUCUGAAAUGCUUUAGUGACCUGUGUGAAAAAAUACAGAUCCUAUCUUGUUACAUAGUUACUCAGGCUACCCCUUUCCCCUUAACUCCACACUAUAGCCUACAGACCAGUGUACUGUAUAUUGUGACUAGACACACACAUAGACCUGCAUGCAUCUCUCUCUCUGUCACACACACACACUACCUUGUCUAAUGCUGAAACAAGGAAUCAAGUCAUCUGCUUCAUUGACUUUGAUAUGCAAUGACAGUUUUAUUCAAAACAAUUCAAAUCAUAAAAAAGGUAGGAACUAAGAAAACCCUCCAAAAAGGCACUUCUUUCAAAGUGACCAUAAACGUUUUGACAGCUGUGAAAUGCAGUUACUAAGCAAAAUGUGCAUAUACAGGACUUGGGUUCACUGGGUAUUGUUUUAUUGCUAAUGACUAGUCAGUUUGACAGUACAUAGAGUGUUUCUUUCUACUAUAUCGGCAUUAUUAGCCUUUCAUUGCUCUGAAACCUCCAUAAUCCAACGCUUCCCCUUGUGUUCCCUGAAACCUGUUACAUAAAGAAUAAUUUUACUGGAAA
This is a messenger RNA of Myripristis murdjan (pinecone soldierfish), 2093 nucleotides long. RefSeq names its product transmembrane protein 179a, genome duplicate B (gene tmem179ab). Lineage: Eukaryota; Metazoa; Chordata; Actinopteri; Holocentriformes; Holocentridae. The record is from RefSeq and is a predicted model, not a curated record. The transcript is spliced from 4 exons. The coding region runs from base 22 to 804 and encodes 260 amino acids.